ACAAGCUAAAGCAAAGAAGUUCAAAGGGAAAGCCACCUCAUCAUGCUCUGAGGAAGUUGCUAUGAGUUUGGGUGAGAAUCUCAAAUUACAUGCUGAAAUGAGAGGUGUAGAUAUUAACUUACAAAAGGAGAAGUUAGAGUUCGAAAAGGCUAGAGAAAGGCGUAGGGCUGAGCAGUUGGAAUUAGAGAAGCAACAUAUCAAAGCUCAAAAUCUGAAAAUAAAAUGGGAUAUGCUACAGACGUUGCUUGCAAGAUCUAACCUUAGUCAACAGGAAGAGGCUUUCAAGAACAAGUUGAUGCAAGAAAUUUAUGGAAAUCAGGACGAUUAAUGGACAAGUUAGUUUGUCAUUUUAAUUAUGUAAAAUUGUUGCCAAUUACCGUUGUAAUUGGUUCUUAUUGUUUUUGUUUAUUGUUUUUGUUUGUUUUUGUUAUUGGUUAUCACUUGCUCAUGUACCUUUAUAUUAAAGCUAUUGUGGUUGUAUUAUGUAAUUUCGAUAUUAUGUAAUGUAAAAUGUGUUUGUGGUGAGACUCUCAUGCAUUUAUUUUGCAUUUAAAAGUAAUAAUGAUUCUCAAUAUCCUGAAAAGACUAGUCAAAAAUAACAGUCAUAAUGUCACUGACUUUAUGAGACACAAAGUAUAGACUUGUCUAUUCAUACUUUAAAUUAUGAAUUGUACAAACAUGCAGAAUUCACAUGGAUACAGUGUUGGGAAAAUUUGUGGACAUCAUUUGCUUGGAAAGCUCUAUAACUACCAUGACUUCGAAACAAGACCAUCACACCUUACUCACAUAAAAUACAUAUACAUCAAACACCAUCAACAUGUCUUAUCGUCUCUUUAACAGAUCCUCUUCCUCUGAAUCUAAUGAUGAUGAUGAGAAGAGAAGACAACAAUUUGAAGAAGUAGACGCCAUGAUCGACAAUUAUAUGGUAACUGAAUUCGCUAAUUUUGUGAUGCCAACUCCUGAAAGGCCACCCCGACGACGUCGUAGGGUGGUCGACGAAAAUGGAGAUGUUGUUAUCAGGGUCCGAAGAGGGCAUGAAGAAGGUCAUCAACGCCUAUACAAUGACUACUUUGCUGAACAUCCUGUGUACAACAGUCGAAUAUUUCGUCGUAGAUUUCGCAUGCAAAAGCACUUGUUUUUGCGAAUAAAGAAUGCUGUAGAGGAGAACGACACGUGGUUUGAGCUACGAAGGGAUGCAAAGGGGGAACUAGGCUUGUCACCACUUCAGAAAUGUACGGCAGCAUUGAGGAUGUUAGCCUACGGGAUGGCGGCUGAUCAAGUAGAUGAAUAUCUACGUAUGGGCGAAACCACUGCAAGAACAUCCCUCAUAAGAUUCUCAGAAGGGGUUAUCAAAAUUUUCGGUGAGGAGUACCUAAGGAGACCGACCGAAUCUGAUUUGCAGAGACUCCUUCAAAAUGGUGAGCGACGUGGGUUCCCUGGUAUGAUCGGAAGCAUUGACUGCAUGCAUUGGGAGUGGAAAAACUGUCCAGCAGCAUGGAAAGCGCAAUACCAAGGCCGAAGUGGUAAAGCAACCCUUGCACUUGAAGCCGUUGCGUCACAAGAUCUUUGGAUUUGGCACGCCUUCUUUGGCAUCCCUGGUUCGUGUAACGACCUAAAUAUUCUACAUCGUUCCGAUGUUUUUGAUGAUGUCAUGCAAGGCCGAGCGCCACCGGUUAAUUUCACGGUUAAUGGUCAUCAAUACAACAUGGGCUACUACCUCACUGAUGGCAUAUAUCCACAAUGGGCUGCUUUCAUUCAAGGUAUUACUCUUCCACAAACCGACAAGCAUAGACUAUUUGCGCAACAUCAAGCGGCAGCUCGUAAAGACGUUGAGCGCGCAUUCGGAGUCUUGCAAUCUCGAUUCGCAAUUGUACGACAUCCCUCUCUCGUAUGGGACGAGGACGCAAUGCAUAUUAUCAUGAAGGCUUGCAUCAUCAUGCACAACGUGAUAGUCGAAGAUGAACGACACAAUUUCUUAAUUAUACUGAUCCAUCCGAGUUCAUCGCUGAUCGCCCGCAGCAAAGAGCUAGUACAAGCGCCACUUCAGAAGAAGAUGAGCCUUUCGUGUACAAUGUCGAACGUCCGUUUGACAUGGAGCUCUACUUCACAAAAAGGGAAGCGGUGCGUGACAAACAUGUUCACCUAG
Molecule: messenger RNA, 2146 nt
Organism: Beta vulgaris subsp. vulgaris (sugar beet)
Lineage: Eukaryota; Viridiplantae; Streptophyta; Magnoliopsida; Caryophyllales; Amaranthaceae
Exons: 1
Coding region: 818-2146 (442 amino acids)
Source: RefSeq, a predicted model, not a curated record